Messenger RNA from Punctularia strigosozonata HHB-11173 SS5, 294 nucleotides. RefSeq lists its product as uncharacterized. The record is from RefSeq and is a predicted model, not a curated record. NCBI's taxonomy places the organism in Eukaryota, Fungi, Basidiomycota, Agaricomycetes, Corticiales, Punctulariaceae. The annotation marks the transcript as partial. The transcript has a single exon.
GAAAUGGGUGGCCCUUUUAUUAGUUCAUACUUGCUAAAAUUUCCAGAUCAUUAUACAAAUUGUAUGUUUAAAGUAAUCUUUUGGAAACAGUACCUAAAAGUGUUGUUACCUGUAGAUAGUGAGAAUACUGCUAUUGUAGACAAUGAAGAUGAUACUGUACUAUUAAAUAAUGUGGGAGGCAAUAUUGUAGAAGUAUCACCCGUGCAUGACUGGAUAUAUCGGCCAUCUUUUUUUACAUCAUACUGUCUUGUUGAUUUUCUUAAAUGUACUGACAAACAUAAAGUACGUAAAAAA